AUGAGCGAGGGUAAAUUUUGUAGUUUUUGCGCAUUUAUUACUUAUGGAUUUUUUUCCGGUUUAUUUUAUUACUACACCUUCAUUAUCGAAAAGGAUAACGUCUGUACUGCUAGUGAUGAAUCGUAAAUAGCUUCAAAUACUGAUGGAGCCUAUGAUGUUUCAGAAAGAUUUCAUACAGUGCUUAUGCUUUUUACCUUCACAAUUUUCGUUGGUUAUAUAAGAGCAAUUCUCAGUGUUGUCGAAAUUUUAGCACUCAGCAAAGGUUUGUUCUGGUAGUUACCUUAAAAGUGA
This is a messenger RNA of Stylonychia lemnae, 291 nucleotides long. The record is from the annotation of a GenBank genome assembly. Lineage: Eukaryota; Ciliophora; Spirotrichea; Sporadotrichida; Oxytrichidae.